AUGACGCUGCCAGCACCACCAACAAUCUCCCGCUACAAUGUGGCUCGCAAGCUGCAGAAACGUAGCCUGCUUAUUGCCAUCAACAGUAUCGCUGGUCUCUCGAUUCUCUUCUUCGGUUACGACCAGGGAAUGAUGGGCGGCGUGAACAAUGCCGAAGACUACAUCAGGCGCAUGGGCUUUGGAUACACCAAGAUGGUCGACGGCCAGCCGACGCCCGUGGUCACCGACUCGCUGCUCCAGGGCGGUAUCGUCUCCAUCUACUACCUCGGCACCCUCGUGGGCUGUCUCGUCGGCGGCAUUGUCGCCGAAAAGGUUGGCCGUAUCCGUGGCAUUGCCCUCGGCGCCGGUGUCGCCAUUGUGGGCGCUUCGCUGCAGUGCUCGGCCAUGAACCACGUCUGGAUGAUCUGCGCUCGUCUCGUGAAUGGCUGGGGCACCGGUAUCCUCAACGCGAUUGUCCCCGUUUAUGCCACCGAGACGGCCGACCACACGUCGCGCGGUCAGUUUAUCGCCAUCGAGUUCACCCUGAAUAUCCUCGGUGUCGUGAUCGCAUACUGGAUGGAGUAUGGUCUGUCGUACAUUGACGGCGGCCGCUCUCAAAUCCGCUGGCGCUUCCCCAUCGCAUUCCAGAUCCUCAUGCUGCUUGUCCUCAUCUCGGCUGUCUGGUUCUUCCCCGAGUCGCCUCGCUGGCUGGUCAAGGUUGGACGCGACGACGAGGCAAAGUACAUUCUCGAGCGCCUCCGUGGGUCCACUGGUGAGGACAAGCUGGCGGCCGAAGCCGAGUACCACGAGAUCAAGGCUGUGGCCGACCAGCAGGUCCACUCGACUAUCCCCACCAGCUACUGGAGCAUGAUCACAGGUCGUGGAAGUGGCAAGCUCCACAUCGGCCGCCGUGUGCAGCUCGUCAUCUGGCUCCAGAUCAUUCAGGAGUGGGUCGGUAUUGCCGGUGUCACCAUCUACGCACCCACCAUCUUCGGUCUCGCUGGCUUUGACUCGAACAAGAGCCAGUGGAUCAGUGGUCUCAACAACAUCUUCUACAUGUUCAGCACCCUCAUCUGUGUGUUCACUCUCGACCGCAUCGGCCGUCGCUGGACUCUGUACUGGGGCUCCGUGCUCCAGGGAAUCUCCAUGUUCCUCGUCGGUGGCUUUACCCGUCUUGGUCUCAACGCCAGUGCCGCCGGCGACACUGCUGCCGCCAGCCGCUACGGUAUCGCCGCUGCGUCGUUUGUCUUCGUCUUCACGUCGACGUUCGGCGCGACUUGGCUUACCGUCCCCUGGCUGUACCCUGCCGAGAUCUUCCCCCUUGCGGUCCGUGCCAAGGGCAACGCUCUCGGUGUCGUCGGCUGGAGUAUCGGAAAUGGAUGGCUUUCCCUCCUUCUCCCUGUUUGUUUCCAGCACAUUGGAGAGAAGACGUACUACCUCUUCGGCAUUGCGAACGUAAUUUCCAUUCCCAUCGUCUGGGCGUUCUACCCCGAGUCCAACCAGCGCACGCUUGAGGAGAUUGACUUUUUGUUUGCGGGCGACACCCCCUGGAACUGGGUUGCCGAGUCCAACUUUGCACGUCUCAAGCAGGAGAACCCCGAGAUCGCGCACGACCUCCACCAUGGCGUUCACAGGGACGUCGAGGAGCUCGCAUCGGACGACAAGGCCACCACGGUGUCUGUAGCCGCGUCUGUUUCGGACAAGUAA
Apiotrichum porosum is the source of this 1686-nucleotide messenger RNA. RefSeq lists its product as uncharacterized. The record is from RefSeq and is a predicted model, not a curated record. Gene Ontology annotation, cellular component: membrane. The transcript has 5 exons. Gene Ontology annotation, molecular function: carbohydrate:proton symporter activity. Lineage: Eukaryota; Fungi; Basidiomycota; Tremellomycetes; Trichosporonales; Trichosporonaceae. Gene Ontology annotation, biological process: transmembrane transport; carbohydrate transport. Bases 1 to 1686 code for a protein of 561 amino acids.